AUAUUCUAGGUGACUAUGGCAGUUCCUGGAGGGACAAAGGAAAAGCUCACUGACAUUCCGCGCCAUGUGUGGAAGGGCUUGCCCGAUAGCAUGAGACUAAGCUGCUCUGCUGUUGAUCAAAGUCGCAUUGUUGUCUGGGCCUCGAGGCUGAUCCCUAAAGGCAAGAGGUUCGGCCCGUUUGUAGGAGAGAGAAAAAAGAUGUCCCAGGUGUCCAGCAAUGUUUACAUGUGGGAGGUGUAUUUUCCAGCCAGGGGCUGGAUGUGUGUGGAUGCUACAGACCCCAUGAAAGGGAACUGGCUACGGUAUGUAAACUGGGCAUACUCCACUCAAGAACAGAACCUUUUCCCCAUGGAGAUCAACCGAGCCAUUUACUACAAAGUGUUACGGCCAAUAGGACCCGGGGAAGAGUUGCUGGUGUGGUACAAUGGGGAAGACAACCCUGAGAUAACAGCUGCAUUAGAGGAAGAAAGAGCCAGCAAGCUGAACAAGAAAAAUUCACCCAAGGCAAAGCGAGCCAGAAAACUGUUGGAAAGAGCCAGACAGGCUUGUUUGGGUGGAUUCCGUGGGCCCAAACAAACAGGCGGAACCAAACCUAUUGUCACAGAGAUGUGGGAUACAGAGGAAGGUCCAAAUGAGGAGGACGAGAGACCCUCUCCUUCUCCAGGGCCUUCACAGGGGACUCGGGAGAGCUCCACCAUGGGGAGUAACAGCCUCUCUCAAGCCCAGUUCAUCUCAGCAGCAAUGAGAGAGAAAGAUGAGGAGGGUGAUGAGGAAGACCCAAGGGAUCUGCAGCAGCGGCCGUCGCAGAGUGCUCGGUCUGCUACUGAAGCUGAGUCGGAGGAUAGGUGUGAGCAGCCUGAUCUGCCACUAAGCCAUAGCAGCCCAGGUGAGGUGGGGCCUGGGAGCCUUCAGACUGCCUCAUUCCUACCAAGGCCUGAACCAGAGGCUGACCCAUACCUCGACCCUGACCUUGAAGGUGACCCCCACGGAGAGGAGUCCCAUCCCUGCCAGCACUGCGAGCGCCAUUUCUCCACCAAACAGGGCUUGGAGCGCCACACCCACAUCCAUGCCACUGCAAACCAGCAAACACAUACGUUCAAAUGCCGUUACUGUGGCAAGUCCUUUGGCUCGCAGGUGGGACGUCGGCGGCACGAGCGGAGGCAUGAGAACGGGCCAAAAAACAAAGGCCAAAGGCCUGGCUCACUGGCUGGGACUGCUACUUUACUCAGUCCUCUGGGGCAGGCUGACUGUUCCAGCCCAGACUGUGCCACUGUCUCUGGCCACUAUGUUGUCAUGGGGUCCCCGCUCCCUGGAGGACUUAUGCAGAGCCCUCAGCUUGUGAGGAAGGACCCUGCGGCUGAGAGUGACCAGCCCUUUAUCGUGGAUGAGAAUGGAGAGACAAAAGAGCUUCAUCCUUGCAAGUACUGUAAUAAAGCUUUCGGCACUCACACUAACAUGCGCAGACACCAACGCAGAAUCCACGAGCGCCACUUACUGCCCAAGGGUGUGCGCAGGAAAGGCAUGCUGCUGCAGGAGAGCCCGCAACAGCAGCAGCAGCGUCUGCCUGAGCAGUCCCCCAGUGCCAGCCCACCCCCUGUCUAUGUGCCCAGUGCAGACACUGAGGAUGAGGGGGACCGAGAGGAGUACAUGGUCGACAUAUCCAAUAAUAUCUCGGAGAACCUCAGCCUGUACAUCGACGGCAAGAUCCUGUCCACUAGUUCAGUCAGCGGCUGUGAGGUGAUCGAAGUGGACUCCAGUUCUGCAGCACUGUUUGGUCUCGAUGCAGUGGUCAUCAGCCCCAAUCAGAUCAGUCAGGCUUUCAAAGUGGACACCAGGACCUGUGCUGUGAAGCAGGUCUCCAACCUCGGCCAGCCCACGACGAAAAGGAGAACGUCGACACCCCCGCUCAUGCCCAGUCUUAAAAUGGAGUCUGAAAAUGGGUCCUCCUCUGCCUCUUCCUCCUCCACGUCUUCCUCAUCUACCUUGUUGGUGGAAAGUCUCUUCCCUCAGUCCUCAGACUCAUUAGCAUUUCAAAAGGAGAAAACUAUCUAUCUGUCUCCUAAGCUCAAACAGCUCCUCCAGACUCAGACAGACGGUCAGAAACCCACCAUCGCCCUGAUAGCAGACAGCCACAGAUUAGCUCCCCCUCUCUCCGUUACGUCUCUGCCUGCAGCCUCAGGCAGGUUUAAGAGAAGAACGGCUUCCCCUCCCUCGUCUCCACAGCUCAGCCCUGCGCUGAAAGCAGAUGGCUGUAAGAGCGAGGCAGGGGUCUCGUCGUACACCCUCAAGGUGCCAAAGCUGGAGAGCCUGGGCAUUUCCUCUGCCUGGAGUCUGUCCAGCAAAGAGGAGAGGAACACCAUGAGUCCCAGCGGGAAGGACGGGUGCAGCUGGUCUGCCUCUCGGACCGGAGGGAACUCGUGUAAUCAGCAGCCCUUGGACCUUUCCAGUGGCAUCAGUAAAUGGAGUGAUGGCUUCAACAAGACGCCCAGGGAGGAAGUGCUGGAUUUAAGCAUGAGUCGGAAGAGUACAGCGGAGCCAGAGUCCAAGGGAAGUCCAGCUCCGACACAGCCCCACACCAAGAAGAAGAAGCCCAAUACCAGUAUGCUAGAGAAGGUGUUGAUGAAUGAGUACGCUGGCUUAAACCCAGCAGGAGAGGAGGGCUCUUGUGCCUUGGGAAGCCCAGAUUCUCAGUAUACUGCAAGCAGUGGUACAGGCACAGCUUCUCACAGUCCCUCUUCCAAUAUGCCCUUUGAAUCAGCCGAUCCCUCUCCCCCCUCUCUAACCCCUGUCACUAUGAAUCCCUCCUCCCCCUGCGUCUCCAGCCUGACCUCUCCAACUCCACCUCCCCCUGUCCUACCCUCUAUGCCCUCAUCAGACUGCCCCACUUCCAGCUCUCUCCCUGUCCUCUCCCCUAAAAUCCCCAGAUCCAUUGACCAUUGUGAGGACGAGCCAGUUUGUGUAUCUAACUCUACUACAGCAGAGACAAUAUUAGCUGCGGUAAGUAACAGUUAUGGAGAUGUCACUAAGCCAGUAGACCCCACCCACAAUACAGAUCCCGUUAUCGGGAAAGCUUUAUCAAACCCCUCUACAGAGUCCCCCUCAGUAUCUGAUGCUGUCCCUGUGAGUCUGUCCUCAGCACAAUCUAAACCUGCUAGGAGUGGGAACCACAUUUUCUUAGAUAUCCAAAUUAACCCAGACCUGGAACCGAUUAUUACUGAGGGACAGGGGAAAUCCCAAUGCUCUGAACUCCCUGUUUUAUCACCCGUAACAGAAUACCCCCUCACUGCCUCAUCGACCUCUCCUGUUGGAAUAUCAGAUGUCCCAGCUCCGUCAGUGGUCUCCCCAGCAUCACUCUCUAGCACUGUGAUUAAAGAGGAGGUCCAGCACAUGGAUCAGCUGGCUGAUUUAGGCCUUCCUCCUGGUGCCACAGGGUCUUCACCUCCAUCUGCCGCUGCUGCUGAAAAGCCCUCUGAAGAGGUGGUGGAGGAGGAGGGAUUGGAGCCAGACCCCUUCAGUAAGAGCUUUGUGUGUAACGUGUGUGAGGAUCCCUUCCGCUCCAUCAAAGAGCUCAGUCGGCACAUCGUGGAGCACGCGGCUGAGUGGCCCUACAGGUGUGAGUUCUGUGUGCAGCUGUUUGGGAAUGCCCCGGCCCUGCUGGAGCACCGUACAGCCCUCCAUGGUGUGGGACGCAUCUUUGUCUGCUCCUUCUGCUCCAAGGAGUUCGCCUUCCUCUGCAACCUCCAGCAGCACCACAAAGACCUGCAUCCCAGCCAGCCGUGCACACACGCAGCGGUGGAGAGUGGCAAGCUGAGGCCACAGAACUACACAGACCCAGCCAGGGCCAAAGAGGAGAGUAACCUCUCAACCACAGGGCCUGAGUCCUCUGCUGAAGCUGCCUCCUCCCAGGGGGUCUCUGAUGUGAAGAAAGAGCAGCCUGAUACUAACGGGAAGCAUGAGGAGGCUGGACCAGAGGACCCAACUGAAGAGCUCUAUACUACAAUAAAGAUCAUGGCUUCUGAAGGAGGCAAGCCUAAAGGCCCAGACGUUCGCCUGGGCAUUAAUCAACACUACCCCAGUUUCAAGCCACCCCCCUUCCCCUACCACAACCGCACGGCUGCAGACUCAGUGGCCUCGGCCACCAACUUCACUACCCACAACAUCCCCCAGACAUUCAGCACUGCCAUCCGAUGCACCAAAUGCGGCAAGAGCUUUGAUAACAUGCCCGAGCUGCACAAGCACAUACUAGCCUGUGCCAACGCCAGUGAUAAGAGGCGGUACACUCCCAAGAAGAACCCCAUCCCUCUCAGACAGAUAGUGAAGCCUCAGAACGGAGCUCUGUCACCUGCCUCUGCUGCCAACGCAGGGCACAACGCCUUCCGCAGAAUGGGCCAACCCAAGAGGCUGAACUUCAACCAAGAACCGCUUGGCAAAACCAAGAUGAGUUCCCUCAGUAAGAAGAAGAACCAGCUGGUUCAGAAGGCCAUCACUCAGAGGAAUAAGACUGCUGCUACUGCUAAGGCCCCUAGCCAGGUUAAAGAGGAGGAGCCGCAGGGGGUCCAUGUGUGCCCUCACUGCAGUCGGGAGUUCACUUACCCGGCCAGUCUCAGUAAACAUAUAGCAGUCAGCUGUCCCAUGAAGCCUGUCUCGAAAAAGGCCAAAAAGGGAGCAGCAGCAGAAGAGGCAACACCAGCUGUAGAUAAAAACAUGAGCCUUCGAAGGAGAACCACAGACUCUGAGAUCCAGCAGCCAGAGACUGCUGAGCCGGUGCCCAAAACCCUGGGCAAAACACGCGCUCGCACUUCUGGACCCGGCUCUGCGGAGGCUGAGACCACACCGCGGCCAGGUAAAGGAAAGACUGCUGUCACACAGGUGCGUACGAAGAGGCCAGCCUCUUUCCCUGCUGCCACAGUUUCUCUCAACAUGAAAAGUAAAAAAGGCAAAGUUCAAUCAUUACCCCCCACCCCGUUGCCCUCCGAGACUCCCAGUAACUCUGCACCACUGCCAGCAACCCAGACAAAGCAACGCACGGGCAAGGAAAUGCUGCCUAAGAAGGUAGCAGAGGUGAAAUUGCCCCUACAGAAGCCGUCUCAGGUGCCGCCUAAGAAAGAAGGGGAACGGUUCUCUCUGAGAGCGAGGGAGCGAGCUGGUGGGCCGGUGACCCGGAGCCUACAGAUGGCCAACAAUGUAGCUCCUGUGGAGGUGAAAACAGAGGACCUCUCCAGCCAGGGGCCUAAAGAGACCCAGGAGUCCUUGCUGAAAUGAGCCAGGUAAAGCCAUGUCGAUCUGAGGAGAAAGAAGUCCCUGGCUAGGAGGGUGUUGCUGUGCUGGCUCACCUCGGAGGAGAUCCUCUGGCCUUUCCAAGGUUCUGACGGACAGGAGGAUCUGGAGGUGGGCUGGCUCAGUUACAGGACAUCAUGGACUCUGCUCUCUACACAUCACAUGCUGUGUUGGCUGAACAGGAGGGAUGCCUUUCUCUCCAUCACUCACUGUGAAAUGAGCCUGAGACUUUUAAACACAAAAAAGAAACGAUUAACAGACUGUAAAUUAAUAUAUACAGUCUGUCAUAUAUUUUCAGUCAUAACUUGACCCAUAACAUUGACAUUGGGGUUCCGUUACGGUUAAAAGCUGAUAUAUUGCAAAUGGCAAUCAUUUAUAUCAGUUCACAAAACUGGUCUGGUGUUUCUUUCGCUGUGUUUUUGGUUUACUUGUUUGGUUGUUGAGAUGUUGGAGGAUUCAACAGUCUUUUAAUGCAUGUGCUGAUUAUCCAGUAGAACUAGUCAGAACCCUGUCCCUCGCCUGUGUCCCAUGUUAAGUCUUGCACCUACUUUAAUUAAUACAAAUAAUUUGCAAAUUAAUAUGUACAUUUGAUUUCAUGUAAUACUCCAUUGAGAAUACAUUGUAGAAUAUCUCUUAUGCAUUUAUUUUUUGUUUAUUUGGGAAGCUAGGAUUAAACCGCUGUUUUCAACUGUAGAAGUGGGUUGUCUGAAAGGUUGGCUGAAAAGAGUGUGUGCAAAUGUGUUGUGUGGCAGGCAUGUGCUGUAUGUGUUGUGUGGCAGGCAUGUGCUGUAUGUGUUGUGUGGCAGGCAUGUGCUGUAUGUGUUGUGUGGCAGGCAUGUGCUGUAUGUGUUGUGUGGCAGGCAUGUGCUGUAUGUGUUGUGUGGCAGGCAUGUGCUGUAUGUGUUGUCUGACAACAGUUGACCCCUUCAUCUCAAAGUUGAGACGUGUGUUGUCUCUGGUAUGUUUUGUCUUCAUGUUGCUUAUCAGAGCAGUACCAGCAGGGAAACCUGCCACAACUAGAACAAUGCCACUUAACACCGUUAGUUCCCAGAGAAGGGAUAGGGAAGAUGAGAUUUGCUCUUCACGUUGAAAAUGUGAGUGGCUAAGGAACACUGCCGCUUAUCCAGUUGAUUGACAUUGUGGAUUUCAGAGGCUCACAUGUUGAUGUGUUAUAAGUAGCCCCCUCUUGUCUGAAAGCACUUCAAGAAGAAAAUCUGCCAAACUGUUUUGAUUAGAUCAGUAUGAAUCCUUAAAGGACCAAUGCAGUCAAACAUGAUUUUCUGUAUUUUCUAGAUAUUUCCUCGCUGGGGUUGGAAUACUACUGUGACAAUUAUGAUGCUCUUUUAAUGUAAGAGCUGUUUGAAAAUACUCACCCAGACCACUCCCAGUCCUAGCAAAAAUCUUGAGAAAUUGCUCUUUUCAAUUUUUAUUGAAAUUAAUCACAGUAAGGUACUUAAUUGUUACCCUGAAAUGAUUUGAUAUUGAGGUAAAAAAAUGACUGCAUUUGGACCUUUCAGUUAUUUGGUUUUAAAUGUGAAGAAUGAGAUUUAGACAUUUCUAUUGCACAUGACUGAAACGGAGUUGCCUCAGAAAAAUAAUUUAAAUGUAGUCAUUGGAAUAUUUCCCUGUAACAUUUUCCUGAUUAAAGACUCCCUAUAGAUUUG
Messenger RNA from Oncorhynchus nerka (sockeye salmon), 6941 nucleotides. RefSeq names its product PR domain zinc finger protein 2-like. The record is from RefSeq and is a predicted model, not a curated record. Gene Ontology annotation, cellular component: nucleus. Gene Ontology annotation, biological process: regulation of gene expression. Gene Ontology annotation, molecular function: histone methyltransferase activity; protein binding. NCBI's taxonomy places the organism in Eukaryota, Metazoa, Chordata, Actinopteri, Salmoniformes, Salmonidae.